CACUAAAUAGAAAAAAAAUCUGCUCCACAAAUUUUUUUUCUACCUGAAAGUGAAAGAACCAGAGGUGACUUAAUAAAUUCAGAAGCUCAGGAUUGUCAUUCUGGUAGAGAGAAAGGAGAGAUCAGCAAUGGCAGGUGAAGGUGAAGAGAUAGUGAAGAACAAGCAGGUGAUAUUCAGAGACUAUGUGACUGGUUUUCCCAGUGAAUCAGACAUGUAUAUCUCAAGCAGUAGCUUGAGCUUGAAGGUCCCAGGAGGCUCAAAAUCUGUUCUUGUGAAGAAUCUUUACUUGUCCUGUGAUCCAUACUUGAGAAUUUUGAUGAAAGAAGUCCAAAUUAACAGUGUUUUCGCUUCCUUAACUCCUGGCUCUCCAGUAACUGGACUUGGAGUGGCUAAAGUUGUGGUUUCAGACCAUCCAGAAUUCAAGAAAGGUGACUUAAUUUGGGGGCCAACAGGAUGGGAAGAGUACAGCCUCAUAAAAAAACCAGAAGCCCUUCUCAAAAUCCAUCACACUGAUUUGCCUCUCAGUUAUUAUACAGGAAUUCUUGGUAAGUUGUUCAAUUUAGUACUUGACAAUGGGAUGCCUGGAAUGACAGCUUGGGCUGGUUUCUAUGAAGUGUGCUCUCCUAAGAAAGGAGAAAAUGUGUAUAUUUCUGCAGCAUCAGGUGCAGUUGGUCAGCUUGUGGGGCAAUUUGCUAAGUUGAUGGGUUGCUAUGUUGUUGGAAGUGCUGGAAGUAAAGAAAAGGCUGAACUCCUGAAGAACAAGUUCGGAUUUGAUGAAGCUUUCAAUUACAAAGAGGAGCAUGACUUGGAUGCAGCUUUGAAAAGGUACUUCCCAGGAGGCAUUGACAUCUACUUUGAAAACGUGGGGGGCAAAAUGCUGGAUGCAGUUCUCAUAAACAUGAGAGUCAAUGGGCGCAUUGCAGCUUGCGGCAUGAUCUCACAGUACAAUCUUAACCAGCCCGAGGGCGUCCACAAUCUGAUGCACAUUGUUUACAACCGGGUUCACAUAAAAGGGUUCGUGGUUUUCGAUUAUUUCGACCAGUACUCGAAGUUUAUGGACCAGGUGCUGCCCAUGAUCCGAGAAGGCAAGAUUGUGUACGUUGAAGACAUAGCUGAAGGCCUGGAAAAUGCACCUCAAGCUCUGAUAGGAUUGUUCAGUGGCAAGAAUGUUGGGAAGCAAGUAGUACUGGUUGCCAAAGAGUAAUCGGUUUUAGCAACACAAGAAGUUGAAUAAAAAAAUAUAUAAAGAAAUUAAUUAAAAAAUAAUUUAAUUUAAAAAAUCAAUUUAAAAUUUAAAGAUUAUAUCAGUAUUUUAUAUAUAUUUUAAAAAGAUCAAAAUAAAGGGGUCUACUGUUGGGUAUUAGGCUUAGGAAUAUGUUUUGAUUGCCAAAAAUGUGUUCAUUUUCUAUGUAUUUGUAUUUCUAUUGUGUUAUUUAAGGCUAUGGGACCCUUUUCCCCUUUAUAAGAGAUAUUAUUAGAGUAAAUUAUAUUUUCCAA
Messenger RNA from Mangifera indica (mango), 1497 nucleotides. Its product is annotated as 2-alkenal reductase (NADP(+)-dependent)-like. NCBI's taxonomy places the organism in Eukaryota, Viridiplantae, Streptophyta, Magnoliopsida, Sapindales, Anacardiaceae. Gene Ontology annotation, molecular function: 2-alkenal reductase [NAD(P)H] activity. The record is from RefSeq and is a predicted model, not a curated record. The coding region runs from base 128 to 1204 and encodes 358 amino acids. The transcript is spliced from 5 exons.